This is a messenger RNA of Mycetomoellerius zeteki, 478 nucleotides long. RefSeq names its product cytochrome c oxidase assembly protein COX16 homolog l(3)neo43 (gene l(3)neo43). The record is from RefSeq and is a predicted model, not a curated record. NCBI's taxonomy places the organism in Eukaryota, Metazoa, Arthropoda, Insecta, Hymenoptera, Formicidae. Gene Ontology annotation, cellular component: mitochondrial inner membrane. The transcript has 3 exons. Bases 78 to 365 code for a protein of 95 amino acids. Gene Ontology annotation, biological process: mitochondrial respiratory chain complex IV assembly.
AACAUGAAGAAUGAGGUUUAAGUGAAGGUUAUGUUCACCGUCGUACUUUUAUGUGAUGUCAAAUAAAAAAUAAUGUAAUGUCACGCUCUAGAAUUUUGCAGUAUGGUAUACCGUUUUUGAUCUUUGUUGUCGGUGGAUCGUUUGGCCUCCGAGAAUUUACGGAAAUACGUUACAGAUAUAAACGUACAUCUCAAUAUGACAUACACGACGAAUUGGAAAAACAGGGAUUUCAAAUGAAACCACCAGAAGAAAUUACUUUGGAGAAAGAAUAUGAAAAAUUGGAGAAGAUUGAUCUUGACAACUGGGAGAAUGUUAGAAUAUCACGACCAUGGGACGAAUCAGAAGAUACAAAAAAAGGAGUAUAAAUAAAAAUGUUUUCAACCUAUGAUUACUGUACAAUUAAUAGAAACAUGGUAUUAAAUCAUCAAUCUUUAGCAACACUUGUAAUAUUAUUUGGUAAUUAUAUGAAGGCUUGUUA